AAUCGGUUGUAUCUUCUUCUUUCGCUGGUCAAUCUCUGUAUCUCUUUAUCUUCACCUCUUCUUCCAAUCAUCAUUUAUCAUCUUCUCUUUCUUUUUUUCUCCCUCUCUUUUUUCUUCAUCUUCUUCGCCUUCUCUUCACCAUCAACAACAACAACAUCAUCUUCGUUAUUCUCUUUUUUCUUUUUCGUUCCUUUUUUUUUCUUUCCACACAGAGAAGAACCUGUUUUUCUUUGAUUAACUCUUACAAUCAUCGAUAUUGUUUACAGUUAUCUUUUUUUUUUCUUUUCUCAAUUGUAUCUAUUAUUUUAUCUGCUCGCUCUUUGGAUGAAUCAAUCGCUUCUCUCAACACCAAAACCACUUGUUUUACUGUUAUUUCUACUGUUGUUACCUAUUUUUCCUUUUCUUUUUCUCUCUCUUGGAAAUAAUCGAAAACCCUUUUUAACAAUCAUCUAAGUAGAUGAUUUCAGUGACCAAAAUGGACGUGAUUCCUGAUAUUCAUAAUCAUCUUCUCAAAUUGAUGAAUGAUACCGAUGCUCUGCAACUCCAACGAGGAGAAAUCAGUGCUCAUUUCGAGAAUAUCAAUUUUCUGAAACUUCGAUUAGGUGAGAUAAAUCGAGGUUUACUCAGCCACAGGAACAGAUUAACAACAAACACUUGUUCAAGGAUGAACGAUGAAAAUACGCUGAUGAAACUACAGAGACAAAGGGAAAAUUUAUUCAGUGAUUUGAAUGCACUCAACAUGAGAUUCACUGAGGAGAGUGAAGAUUGGAAUAGAAAAUGUACUUCGUUAAUUUCUCAGACAAAGAUUAUCCAAACAAGUGUUUUAGAUGAUUGGGUUGAAUCAUUUCGUCUUACUCAACAAUCAGCUGGUAAUGGUGCUCAUUUCGAUAAUAAUUUAGACUUGAUUCAAACAUUUUGCGAAACGUUAGGAGGGAUUUGGUUGAAGCUUAGAACUCAAUUAGAUUUAAUGUCCAAAUAUGGAACCUCAAGAGAUGCUGAAUAUUUGGAGAUGAGACAUGAAGUGGACAAUAUGAUUGGACAAUUGGUUAAACGGACAUUUAUUGUCGAGAAACAACCACCUCAAGUACUCAAGACACAAACUCGUUUCCCGUCAACAGUAAGAUCACUUGUCGGUGGUUUAUUGAUUUCUUCUCAGCAUCAACCGAUCGUUCGUGCCUCAAUUUUAAAUGAAUCUCAGGCUCGUAACUUAAUGCAAUCAUCUCACGAUGGUAAUAUAACUCUGACCGAUGCAUCUUCAGGUGCCAUUCUCAAUAGAGAAUCACCCAUAGAAUGUCAUCCAACCACCAAACAAUUCAUUGCCAAUUUUCGUACUAUGACUCUGAAGAAAAUCACUCGAACCGAGAAAAAGGGAACUGAAUCAGUGAUGGAUGAAAAAUUUGCAAUUCUUUUCCAAGCCGUUUUCAAAAUCGCUGCUGGUGAACUCGUUUUCUACGUCAAGACUUUAUCCUUACCAUUAGUUGUUAUCGUUCAUGGUAAUCAAGAAAAUCAUGCUUGGGCUACAGUCACAUGGGACAACGCGUUUGCAUCAGCCUCUCGAAUCCCUUUCGUUGUACCCGACAAGGUUCAAUGGGCCGCUGUUGGCCAAGUAUUGAGUACAAAAUUCAACGCCUCUGUUGGUUGUAACCUUAAUCCAGAGGAUUUAAGUUUCCUUGCUGCCAAAGCUUUCAGAGAUUUCAAUCUACAGGAAUACAACUCAAUUUAUCUGAGUUGGGGACAAUUUGCAAAGGAAACUCUUCCCGAUCGUAAUUUCACUUUUUGGGAAUGGUUUUAUUCAAUUCUUAAAUUAACCAGAGAACAUUUGAAAGAUCUCUGGAGACCCGAUAAUCGACUCAUCUAUGGAUUCAUCAGUCGUAAACAAACAGAGGAUGUUCUGAUGGAUAAACCGGAUGGAACUUUUCUACUUCGUUAUAGUGAAACUGAACUUGGGUGUAUUACAAUCGCUUAUAAAGCAGAAACAAAAACUGGAGAUCAGAAAUGUGUUUACAUGAUAAAACCAUUCAGUCAAAAGGAUAUACAGAUUCGAUCACUUGCCGAUCGAAUUCAUGAUUUAAAACACUUGAAAUAUUUGUACCCAGAGAUUCCCAAAGAUCAAGUCUUCGGCCGAUUCUAUGAGCCCAUGAAAGAUGUCGAACCAGACGCCGAAGGCUAUAUUCCACCAGUUCUUGUGACCCACAUACCAGAAUGGGCCCCUGGAGGUGGAAUCGAUUCAUAUCCAAAUACACCUCAUUCCGUUAUCAAUACUCAAUCACCUUCGAUGAAUGAGAUUUACGGAGAUCCACCAAGUUCAGUUGGAAGUUUAUCAAGUGAUGUUCGGUUGAAUGUCGAGUCCAUGUCAUCUUUCCAAGAUGUUGAUCUUUACAAUAUAAUGAACGACGUUGAUUACGAUAUGGAUGAUAUUCCAGCCGAUUUAUCCGGAGUUGGAUUAAAUGAUCUCCUCGCUAACGCCAAUGGAUUUAAUCGUCUUGAUGGUUAACAUUAAAUUAUUAUCGAUGGAAAAUCAAUUAUGAUUUACAAUCAAGGCUCUCACCUUUUAAUCAAUAUGCACACACACAAACACAAAACCCAAUCACUCAUCUAUUUUACCGGGAUUAAUUUAGUUUCUUAAUCAACCCAGAGCAUGAGCAACAUUACAAUCUUAAUCGACUAUUUUUCUUCCCCUCACAAUUAUGAUUAGUUUAUCCAAAAUGAUAUCUUAAUUUUUAUAGUUUAAAAUAUCAAACUAAUCAUUUGACUAUUUUUCUCAAUCUAAACUAGAUUAACUUAACUGUUCCUCUUUCCUCUCAAAACUGUACAAUCUAUUUUUCAAUUCCCUCCGCAAUUAUCUCUGUGAAUUAUGAUUCACCCACCGAAGUCAAAUCAUCUCUUAUUUUAUUGAUCAAUUUGUUAAUCAUCACAAUCACUUUCUCCUUAAUUAUCUUCAUUUUUCCUCCCUGAUUAACUUUUAUUUUUAUUCUGUCAAUUUCUCUCUUUGAUCUGAAUCAUAAUCUUUGAGAUUAACUAAAUUCUUGUUUGUUUUUCUUUGGACUUAAUCAACAAUCAAUUGUAAUCCAUUAAUUGGAGAUGAAAAAAAUCUUACCUUUCGCUUUGGUUAAUCCAAUUGAUCAAUUUAAAAAGUUUGAUUGUUAAUGGAAAAUUAAAGUUUACAUUCAAUUACAA
Messenger RNA from Panonychus citri (citrus red mite), 3177 nucleotides. RefSeq names its product signal transducer and activator of transcription 5B-like. The transcript is spliced from 6 exons. Gene Ontology annotation, molecular function: DNA-binding transcription factor activity, RNA polymerase II-specific; RNA polymerase II cis-regulatory region sequence-specific DNA binding. Gene Ontology annotation, biological process: regulation of transcription by RNA polymerase II; defense response; cell surface receptor signaling pathway via JAK-STAT. Bases 458 to 2494 code for a protein of 678 amino acids. Lineage: Eukaryota; Metazoa; Arthropoda; Arachnida; Trombidiformes; Tetranychidae. The record is from RefSeq and is a predicted model, not a curated record.